Molecule: messenger RNA, 1194 nt
Organism: Cyanidioschyzon merolae strain 10D
Lineage: Eukaryota; Rhodophyta; Bangiophyceae; Cyanidiales; Cyanidiaceae
Product: sphingolipid delta 4 desaturase protein DES-1
Exons: 1
Coding region: 1-1194 (397 amino acids)
Biological process (GO): ceramide biosynthetic process
Molecular function (GO): sphingolipid delta-4 desaturase activity
Source: RefSeq, a predicted model, not a curated record
AUGAACUCGUCUCGAGUAUUCGAGGAGAACGUGACUCUCGAGAAACAGGUUGGCAUCUGGUCGCGUCUAGGGCUGUCCACGGAGAACGCUGAGCUUGCGGCCUCAAAGCAAAUUCGGCGGAAACACCCGCACGGCAGUCGACGGGCCCGGCUCCUUCGUGAGCACCCCGAGGUCUCCAAGCUCUAUGGUACCAACAAAAAGUCUGCGUUAUACGUCGUUCUGCUUGUUGCGCUGCAGCUUGGCGUGGCUGUGUUGCUUGGCACAAGUGGCCGCACCUCCUGGGUCAGCGCAGCGGUGCUCGCGUAUGUUUUUGGCGCUGUGGUGGACCACGCUCAGUGGGUGCUCAUUCACGACGCGACACAUAACCUCAUUUUAGAGUCAGUUGUGCUCAAUCGUCUAGUACUUUGUAUAGCGAAUACGAUUCACGUGCUUCCCUCGGGGAUGAUGUUCCGAUACUAUCAUAUUCUGCACCAUAUCGAGCUCAACCGUGUGCAGCGGGACCCCGAUGUGCCCGCCGCGUGGGAGGCGCGCCUCGUAGGCAACUCGAGCUGGCGCAAGGCUCUGUGGCUGGCGCUGUUUUUCGUUUUCCAGAGUUUGCGUCUGGUUUCUUACAGCCACCGCAUACCGAACAUGCGCGAGUACGUCUGGUUUGGCAUCAACACAGUGGUGAACUUGGUAGCCAUGGUUGGCGUUUGGCUUCUAGGCGGUUGGAUCAGUAUUUUUUACUUGACCCUGUCCAGCAUCUUCAGUGUUGGGUUACAUCCGUUAGGCGCUCGUUGGAUUCAAGAGCACUAUCCGACGCUACCGUUCCAGAGCACCUACUCGUACUACGGUUGGGCGAACAGGGUCGCGUUCAACAUUGGUUUCCACAACGAGCAUCACGAUCUGCCGAGUGUGCCCUGGAACAAGCUGCCAAAGUUGAAGAAAAUGGCUCCUGAGUUUUACGAUACCUUGUUCGCCUAUCGCUCGUACCGCCAGCUCUUGAAAGAGUUUAUUCUGGAUCCUCGAUGGUCAUUGCUGCGACGAUGGGAGGCGGACCUGGCCGCUGCACAGAAAGAGCGUCUCGAGCAGGACGCGGGCGACGCUGGCAAGGAACCCGCGACGGUACCCCCGUCAACUGAAGAGUGCGAGUGCGCCGCCGACGCGCCAGCCAAGCCGCCCGUUGACGACUGGACAGACAUGGCUUUACGGUGA